Messenger RNA from Diabrotica virgifera virgifera (western corn rootworm), 6148 nucleotides. RefSeq names its product zinc finger protein 271-like. Gene Ontology annotation, cellular component: nucleus. The record is from RefSeq and is a predicted model, not a curated record. The transcript is spliced from 2 exons. Gene Ontology annotation, molecular function: UDP-glycosyltransferase activity; DNA-binding transcription factor activity, RNA polymerase II-specific; RNA polymerase II cis-regulatory region sequence-specific DNA binding. Lineage: Eukaryota; Metazoa; Arthropoda; Insecta; Coleoptera; Chrysomelidae. Gene Ontology annotation, biological process: regulation of transcription by RNA polymerase II. The coding region runs from base 884 to 2803 and encodes 639 amino acids.
GGUUAUUAGUAGAACGGUAGUCCAUACCAAACGGUAUAUUAAGUAUCAAUAAAAGAUUUAUAAAUAAUACCUACAAAAACACAAAUAAAUUCAUCAAUACAUUAUCCCAUUUUCAUUUCAGCCGCCAUUAUGAGUAAGUAAUUAUGACAUUUUAGAUGUUUUACCAGCAGGUUUUACGUUUUUGCUCUUUGCGCAGAAAUUGGCGCAGUUCUUGUACAAUAAUCUGUGCCUGACACAAAUUCUUGUAUCGUUUCUGAUAUUGUUUCUUGUAUCUUUGUAUGACACUAUGCAUUUUUUUGACAUAUCUGAAACGAUAUAAGAAAUGAUACAAGAAAAUGUAUAGUGUCAUACAGCCUUUUCGUUUUUGCUCUUUGCGCAGAAAUUGGCGCAGUUCUUGUACAAGAAUCUGUGUCUGACUCAAAUUCUUGUAUCGUUUCUGAUAUCAUUUCUUGUAUCUGUGUAUGACACUAUGCAUUUUUUUGACAUAUCAGAAACGAUAUUAGAAAUGAUACAAGAAAAUGUAUAGUGUCAUACAGCCUUUAGAUUUUGCCCUCCUCCUGCCAUGUUUGACAGUUCAUUGGAAUGCCUAUAGCGAUUGCCUCCCAGCGGUGACCUAAACGUCAACGCCAAAGUCUUGUUGAAAUGCCCUAUCCCUAUAGCGUGAAUCAAAAACAAAACAAAACCAUAACCAUAACAAAACAGAGGAGACAAGUGACAAAAAUGUACGAGAACGAGGAGAAAAAUAGAAAAAAUUAAUGGAUGAGGAUAUAUUAUAGGAUACGUUGAAUCGGUAUGGUACAGAACAUCGGUAACUUGAUUCAUGUAAAUUUCAAUUUUCGGGUGUAAAAUUAUUGUUGAAUUAUAUAAAAUAAAGUAUAAUGAAAUGGAAGUCAAACAAGAAAUUAUCGAGGAAACGUGUAAAAUAGAAAUAGAGUAUAAUGACCUGGACCUGGAUGAUGCUCUUCUAGAUGUCUUUAAAUGUGAAGUAAAGGAGGAAUCCAAUACUAAUGAGAUAGAACCACAUGGAAGUAAUCUUAGCACAUCUUUUGAAGAAAACCAAAAAACUGAGAAAGAUUACCUCCAAGAGAACAAAAUGGAAAUUCUGGAGGCACAAACUGAAAAUUCAUCUCACGAAGGAAAUUGUACGAAUGCACAUGCUGAAGGAAAAACAUUAAAUAAAAACAAGAAAGGGGUGAAUGGAAAAAGAGCUUACAAGUGUGAAAUUUGUUUUAAGCACUUUAGUGAAGCAGGUUCUUUGAAAAGACAUCUGAGAGUGCACACUGGAGAAAAACCUCAUAAGUGUGAAAUAUGUUUUAAGCAAUUUACUACAACAAGCCAUUUGAAACAACAUUUGAGAGUGCACACUGGGGAGAAACCUUACAAGUGUGAAAUUUGUCUUAAGCAGUUUAGUGAAGCAGGUUCUUUGAAAACACAUUUGAGAGUUCAUACUGGAGAAAAACCUUACAAGUGUGAAAUUUGUUUUAAACAGUUUAGUGAAGCAGGUUCUUUGAAAACACAUUUGAGAGUUCAUACUGGAGAAAAACCUUACAAGUGUGAAAUUUGUUUUAAACAGUUUAGUGAAGCAGGUACGUUGAAAAGACAUGUGAGGGUGCACACUGGAGAAAAACUUCAUAAGUGCGAAAUUUGUUUUAAACUGUUUAUUGAAGCAGUUCAGUUAAAAAUACAUUUGAGAGUUCACACUGGAGAAAAACCUUACAAGUGUGAAAUUUGUUUUAAGCAAUUUACUACAGCAAGUUCAUUGAAAAAACAUUUGAUUGUGCACACAGGGGAGAAAUCUUACAAGUGUGAAAUUUGUUUUAAACAGUUUCUUCGAGUGAAUCAGUUAAAAAUACAUUUGAGAGUGCAUACUGGAGAAAAACCUCACAAGUGUGAAGUUUGUUUUAAGCAAUUUACUGCGACAAGGUCAUUGAAAGAACAUUUGAGAGUGCACACUGGGGAAAAACCUCACAAGUGCGAAAUUUGUUUUAAACAGUUUAUUCGAGUAAGUAGUUUGAAAGUACAUUUGAGAGUGCACACUGGGGAAAAACCUCAUAAAUGUGAAAUUUGUUUUAAGCAGUUUAGUGAAGCAGGUUCUUUGAAAUCACAUUUGAGAGUACACACUAAAGAAAAACCUUAUAAGUGUGAAAUUUGUUUUAAGCAGUUUAGUGAAGCAGGUUCCGUGAAAAUGCAUCUGAGGGUGCACACUGGAGAAAAACCUCACAAGUGUGAAAUUUGUUUUAAACAGUUUAUUCACAUAAGUCAUUUGAAAAAACAUUUGAGAGUGCACACUGGGGAAAAACCUUACAAGUGUGAAAUAUGUUUUAAGCAUUUUAGAAGUGAUUUGAAAAGACAUUUGAGAGUUCACACUGGAGAAAAACUUCAUAAGUGUGAAAUUUGUUUAAAGCUAUUUAGUCAAGCAUACUCUUUGAAAGAACAUUUGAGAGUGCACACUGGCGAGAAACCUUACAAGUGUGAAAUUUGUUUAAAGCAAUUUAUUCAAGCAACUAAUUUGAAAACACAUGUUAGAGCAGCACACACUGGGGAGAAACCGAAGUGUGAAAUUUGUUUUAAGCAGUUUAGUGAAGCUGGUACUUUAAAAAGACAUCUCAGUGUACACACUGGAGAAAGACCUUACAAGUGUGAAAUUUGUUUUAAGCGGUUUAUUCAAGCAGCUCAUUUGAAUCAACAUUUGAGAGUACACACUGGAGAAAAACCGCAUAAAUGUGAAAUUUGUUCUAAGGAAUUUGCUAAAACAUACAGUUUGAAACAACAUUUGAGACUGCACACUGUGGAGAAACCUUAAAGUGUGAAAUUUGUUUUAACCCAUUUACGGCAAAAGGUGCGCAAUACUAAAGAGUUAAUGCCUUUUUUAGAAGACGACUCACAUUGUAAAAAUGCUGACUCACUUGAUGUGGUUUAUGUGCCGCCAGAAACAGAUGAAGUUUCCGAUGUAGAAGACAUUGAUGAUAAUAUUGUUGGUGAAGAAGUAAUAAAAACGGAGAUUGCAUGUACAUAUAAAAUGCAAGUGAAUGGGAAUUCUGACGAUUAUGAUUAUAACAUUCCUCUGAACCUCAGAUCAAAACGUCCAAAGACAGAACCAGCCAAAAAUAAUCAAUCCAAAGUUGGGUAAAACCAGAUACUGCUUCGUACUCAGCAGUAAUUCAACAGUCUGGUCGAUAUUUAGAAAAUAUAAAAGCCAAACAUGGAGACAGGUCAGCUAUUGAAGCUUUUUCACUCUUUUUUGAUAAAGAAGUAGUCGAGAGCAUUUCUAUAUUUUACAAAUAUUUAUGCAUUGCAGAAUAAUCAUCACGAUUUUGAAAUGAAUGACAGAUUUAAAAACAUUUAUUGGCAUAUGUAUAUUAUCUGGUUAUCCCACUCGAGGCCUCAAGUUGAUAUGUAUUGGUCGAAAGAUAAGGAUAAAGAAGCGCAUAUUAUAAAGGUAUGUAUACAUAUGCGCUCCGCUCGGUGUGCGAGCCGCUCGCGCGCAGCAUGUUCGUCAGAUUAGUACGUGUUUUCAAGUGGAGCACAAACGGCGCACCACGAUCUAACCUCUGUCCGUUUUUCAACACUCUUUGAUGGUUCACAAUAAGUAUUUGGACGGGUUUGCGAGUGGUUUGUUGGUUUUGGCGCGCUUGAGUUGAAUAUUUCUUGUAAUGUAACCGACACCCUUGCCAGGCCUCUUUAGUGUUUACGUUCACCCACAAACGAGUAUUUCUAACGAUAAAUCGUUACAUUGAUUAUUAAACAAAUAAUUGAUGCUUUGUAACGAGUAGGUACUUUUUUAAAUUACUAGCAUGUAUUACUAUAGUAUAGGGAUGGGAAAAACCUACCGGUUUUAACCGAAAACCGGUUUUUUUACUUCGCAAUAACCGGUUUUACCGGUUGUUUUUUGUCCCGGUUAUAACCGGUUUUUCCUUUUUAAAAUAAAAACCGGUUAUUAGGUUUUUACGGUGAUUAGGAUUAGGUUAGGUAUUAUUUUGGAUCCCAAUCAUAAUUAUUAUUCUCAAGUAAUUAUUCCAAACAAAACCAUAAUUCAAAUUUUAUUUUAUAAAUACAGAAGCAAGCUGAAAGUGCAAACUCACAUCAGCCAGGAACAAUUUAGUUUUAUUAUAAUAUUUCGUUGAAAAGGUAUUUGUAAUCAUAAUAUUUACAUAAGAAGUGAUCUGGUGAAGUAGACGCAAACAUCAUCUAUUUUUCACACUUGACUCCUGACAUUGAAAGUGGGUGAAUGACCUUUUCUUAUUACCAAAAAUAAUGUCUGACUAUGAAUAUCGAAUUACCGAUUACGAAUACGAAUCUCCAAGGAUUUCCCUACGUUUUCAAAAUGAUACACCCAUACAGGAAGUAUUAAAUGAGUUAAAAUGUAUCUAUUAUACAAAAAUAUUCAAACGUGUUAAAAAAUACAUGUUAAUUUUUUUUGAUGGUAGUAAAAAUAAAAGAUAAAUUGCAUUAUCCAAUUUAUUGUUAAGUAAAAUAUUUAUGUUAUUAUUUUUUUUAAAUCCCAUUUGAAAGAGUCUGGGAAAUUUUGUAUAAGUUGAAAUGGUUGGGUUAAAUUAUAUAUUAUUGCAAUAUGUAUACAUAUAUUGAUUAUUAUAUUUAAUAAUAAUUAAUAAAUAUUUAAUAAUAAUAAAAUAAUAAAUAUAUAUAAUAAUUAAUAUAAUAACAUGGUUUUAUUAAAAAUUCUGUUUUAUUUAUAUUGAUAUUGAUGUCCUUUCGAUAGUACUAAUUUGGAUAUUAUUGAUAUCGAGUAUCGAGUCGAGUGGAGUAUCUCAAACUAAAGUGCAUUGUAAAUGGAACAUUGUAACCUAUUAAAUUAAAAAACCGAAAACCGGUUUUUCGAAAAACCGGUUUUUUUGGCCGGUUAUAACCGCUAGGUUAAACCGUAAGCAAAAAAACCGGUAUAACCGAAAACCGGCGUUUUGUCAAAAACCGCCAUCCCUACUAUAGAUACGACAACCCUAUUAUAAAAAUUAAAUAACAAAAUGUUUCAUCUAGACCAGGGCAUUUAAAAUUUGAAACUUUUUGCAUUGUGUUCAGGAUGAUGUCAAGAAAAAAGUUUACUAUAGAAAAAUGGUUGGAAAUGCAUCGUUGCAUUUUAAGGUGCAUAAAAUGCAUCCAAAAGGUCAUACAGAUUUCAAAGUAAGUCUAUUAAGGGCCAGAUUUUGUUACUCGGGGAUUUUUGGGGUCGGUAAAGAUUAAUUCGCCAUCAGAACCGAUCACCGGAGCAUCUGCUAUCCAGGUUCACUGCCAAGGCACGUGAUCUGGAGUUUCAAAGGGUUUCAGUACUAAAUUGAUGCAAACAGAUUACUAGAAGCGUUUUUGGGGUGGCUGAAUAAGAACACGCCAUCAGAACCGACCUCCGGUGCACAUUAUUUUUGGCGACUCGAGUCUUAAGCUCGGAACCAUUACGUGUUUUAAACAGGUUAGUGUGCCAUCAACGUCGUUGCUUCCUUUUCUUUUUGUACAAACUUGCCAUUACCAAGAAAGCACUACUCAUCAUAGAAAUGGCGUAGAUUUUAUCGCGCGACUGAGACGUGACAAAAGGUUCGUAAGUUUCCUUUGGAUCGCGGAAGGCUCGUUAAAAUGAAAAAUUUUAACGAGUAUUUAACGCGCGUCGCAUACGGCGCGAAUAUCUAUACAUACCUUUAGAGAAAGCAUGAGCCGACAUAGAUGGAAAAUUUUUAAAGUUAAGAAUGAUUCUAAAAAUUCCCAACUAGAGUUUCAUUCGAGAUUAGUUCUUAACUUACUACUAAGAGAUAGUGGACAUGCAGAGAAUAGUGAAGAAACCGCAACUUCGGUGUCUUUGCUUUACCAGAUGAAACUAGAUUCGACAGUAUUGGCCAUACUAUAAAAAGAGAUAAUAGCGCUAGAAAAAAAUGUAAGAUGUAUAAAAGUGAUACUAUUUAUUUAUGUAAAAAGUGUAGAGUGCAUCUACACCCCAAAUGUUUCGAAAAUGUUAAUCUUAAAAUUUAAUUUACCUUUAAGAUACAAUAUGAUCCUUUCUUAAAAAUUGUACCCGUAUUCGGCCAAAGGUGCGUAGAUAUACGCACUUAUAUGUUUUUCCUUUCCUGGGAAAAAUUCUUGUUGGUUAUAAAUUAGUCUUAAUUUUUGUAUUUUUAAUCCAUUCUAAUAAAUAAAUUGUCAAAUU